CUCUCCGCCGCAGUGUGGUCUCCGCCGCUGACCUCCGUCCCCUCGCCGCCGCCCGCCGGUGCCAUGGAUGCCAAGGUCGUCGCAGUGCUGGCCCUCGUGCUGGCCGCGCUCUGCCUCAGCGACGGGAAACCGGUGAGCCUGAGCUACAGAUGUCCCUGCCGAUUCUUUGAGAGCCACGUUGCCAGAUCCAACGUCAAACAUCUCAAAAUCCUCAACACUCCCAAUUGUGCCCUGCAAAUCGUGGCAAGACUGAAGAACAACAACAGACAAGUGUGCAUUGACCCGAAAUUGAAGUGGAUUCAGGAAUACGUGGAGAAAGCUUUAAACAAGAGGUUCAAGAUGUGAGAGGCGCAGGUUGGGUCAGACACCUGAGGAACCCUUACAGUAGCGCCUGGGUCUGAAAGCAGUGUUAGGAAGGGCCUGCCCCCCACUGCCCCCAGGUGGCCCCUCGCGUUUCCACGGGCUUUGUUUUGCACAGUUUGCCUUCCUUUCACCAUUUAAUUAUGUAGCAAAAUAUUAUGGUGUUUAUUUUGCAUUUAGCUUGAUUAUCCAAUGUCACUGGUGACAGAUAGGAACUUAAGCUAAGACCGUUCUUUUACUUGUUCUGUUAUAAUACCUUUCCCAUGGAGCCCCUGGUCUGACUCGGGCAUCCAGAGUAUCCUGUUUCUCUAGCUGCUCAGGCUGGGACUCCUGAAUGAGGGAGCCUUGUCCACUUUACCAAGUCCUAGGACAGAGAGCCACCAGCAGGUGUCAGGACCGGUCAACAAGGGCAAACCCUGGUGCCCUGGGGGCUUCCCUGAGCUGGAGGGGGGGCAGUGUGAGGCCAGGGGAGGGCAAGAUGCACCCCUCAUCCCACGCUCUCCUCUACAUCCCAUCACGUUCUCCUCAUCAUUCUGUCUCUCAUCCAUCAUCAUGUGUAUCCAAGACUGUCUCCAUGAUCCCGGAAAAAGACUCUCUCAAGACCAAAGCUUUCAUUUAAACUUGGCACCAAGCAGCAAAUCACAAUGUCUCGUGUUCCCGGGUCCUGAAAACACUGCACAGCUGUGUCUUGUUUGGAAUACUGUCCGUGUCCAUCCGUGUUCUUCUUCAGAAUCACUGUCCUCUGUGCAUGCGCUGUCAGUUCCUUGUAUGCAAAGGCUGAGAGUGAGGAGACCCCAGGGGGUGCUUGACCAGGCUGUGACCUGAGAGUGGAGACCUGGGUUCCCCCACUGACCACACAGCCAUGAUGGGUGAACAGAGCCCCAGGGUUUGCUUUGCAGCAGGGUUAACCUCAGAGCUUCUAUAGUUGAUAGCUCAGCACCGUGGUUUGGUCUUCAUUAUGUCAAAUCCAACCUUAUUUUGGGAAUAACAAGAAAAGAAUUUUCCACAUUUUUGGUUUUGCAAGCCCAGUCCACAAAAUAAUUAACUCUGGACAAGAAGCUAUCUUCCCCGUUAAAAUCUAAAAGCACCCUUUUCACCAUUUGACUGUCUCCCUUCAUUACACCUUGCACAGUGGCCCUGGACCUUCACUGCUGCCUCAAUUCAUUAGAAGCUCCCAGGACUUCCCCAGGCCAGUCCUCUUAGAAAUCCAGGGGACUUUAGGAAUGCAGGUUAAGAACCGGGGGAGUGUUUCCUUUUGCCCCAGGCACUAUUUACAUAGCAUUAAACAGUUUAAAAUGUUCAUUUGUUAAAAAAGGCAGGCACCUGAGGGUAUUUUGAUUAUGACUUGUCUUUAUUUGAUCUCACUGAUAUUUCCCCCCCCCCUUUAGUUCUAGACCCCAAGAACACUUUUAAAACUAGGAAAAUGAAAAAAAAGGACAAAACAAGGGAACGUAUAAAUUGACAGGGCACUGUAAAUACCAUGCAGAAAGUGUAGUAAAAUCAUCUUGAAUUGUGGGUGUCUUAGAUAAUAAUCUUUGGGGGUUACAGUAACAUGUUGGCCAUUUCAAUUAGACUCUAAUAAACUGAAUACUUAUGAUAGAAAACAGAGAAACAAAAAUUCAUUAACUGAACAAAAGAUUCAAAUCUUUAAAUCAGCUCUUUUAUUAGUUGCAAGGGCUAUAUAAAAUGGGUUUCAGAACCUUACUCAAUACAUGUUUAUAUUGAAUUUUUCAGUGGUAUCAUCACUCAUUUUCCUGGUAACUCCAGAAUGUUUAAAAAUCUCAUGAAAAUUGGAAGCAUCUUCCCCCUAGAUCCCGUAAACCCAGAAAGGUUAAAUCUCUUACUCUGAGGAAAUAAACAUGCCCCUAAAUCUUGACUACAGUUAAGUCAAGAAUCCUUUCUGUUUUCCCUCUGUCAGGGAGUAGACACUGCUGGGAAAAUUAUUUGUGUAACAAUUCCUCUACGGGCCAUCCCCUCCUAAAUGGAGCCAGCCCAACGAAAGCCAAUAUACAUUUAAAUAGUCUAUUUGCAAAGGAAAAGCUCUCCCAUCCCUCCCCCUUUGCUUUCAGAAUACAAGUCAAGUGCAUCAGUAGCCUUUGCCUGCCAUUCCCCUGGGCCCCUGGGGUUCCCCAGGUAGGUCACCACUGCCAGCCUUUGCAUCAGGACUCAGCCAAGGGGGACGAGCUGGAAGGGGGGUGGAAUCCGAGUCUAUGCGUCUGUUGUUUGCACUGUUCUUUGUCCUGCUCCUGCCAGGUGCUGAGAGCUCAGCAAGGAGGCUAAGAAGGGUCCCCUGCUUGACUACCUGUUCUCCAGAGGAAGGAGGUUUAGCUUAGAGCAGAGGGCCAGAAUGCCAAAAGAUUGCAGCAUCCCCUCACCCCCAUGUGUGAAGUCCAGAGAACUUCUAAGCCUUGUCAGUGGAUCCGAUUUGACCCUUCCCAGGUGUGACUUUCUGCCCACUCACGACCUGGCGCAUCACCACUGCGAUUUUAGCCCCUUUCCCAGGUGCAUCAUGCCCUUUUGUAGCUGAAUGAGAACUAUGAAUGAGAGGGGUCCUGAUCCCUUUCUGCAUCUUCUCAGACCCCUUUUGAGGAAGCCCCUUCUUAGGAAAUGCUCCCUAGAAACCUCCAAGUCUCGCAAGCAGAUCACUGUCAUUGCCAAGUGGAAAAAGCCACAUAGGGAACUUGUUCUGCCGCCUUGCUGGGUUCUCGGUGUCUGAGCAGUGAUGGGUUCAGUGUUAAAUGUGAUAAAUACUGUAUUUUAUAUUGUUUAAUUUGCAUCUCCCAGAUAAUGUGAAAAUGGUCCAGGAGAAGGCAGCUUCCUCUAUGCAGUGUGCUUUUUUAAAAAAAAAUAAGUAACAACUCCUUUUGAGAAACAAUUUCUACUUUGAAGUCAUAUCGAUGAAAAGAUGUAUAUGCACUUAUAAUUUUCCUAAUAAAGACAUGUAUUCAAAUGUACUUGGCUGAUGGUUUG
This is a messenger RNA of Talpa occidentalis (Iberian mole), 3330 nucleotides long. RefSeq names its product C-X-C motif chemokine ligand 12 (gene CXCL12). The coding region runs from base 64 to 345 and encodes 93 amino acids. Gene Ontology annotation, biological process: immune response; cell chemotaxis; positive regulation of cell migration. Lineage: Eukaryota; Metazoa; Chordata; Mammalia; Eulipotyphla; Talpidae. Gene Ontology annotation, molecular function: CXCR chemokine receptor binding; chemokine activity. The record is from RefSeq and is a predicted model, not a curated record. Gene Ontology annotation, cellular component: extracellular region; external side of plasma membrane. The transcript is spliced from 4 exons.